UGCAGAACAACUAUUAAUAACUUUUCAAGGUGAUCGAUUGGUUUUGGCCCUUUGAACAUUUGCAAUAUUUGAUCACCCAACUUCACCACCACCACCACUUUCCCAGUUCUCCUUCGCCUUUUCCUCCACCGCCAACGCCGCCACUUUUUUCAGUUUCUCGAAACCAGGAUUACAAGAAACCACCAAAAAAGAUCUUAAUCUUUAAAUCUCAAACAACACUCUUUUCUUCGUACUGAACUUACUCUACAAAGCUACAUUUCUCAAAGGCUACACAAGGAUUUCAAGUAAUGGAUCGUCGGUGGCCUUGGAAGAAAAAAUCAUCCGAUAAAGCUGAUAAAGUUGCUGCUGCGGCCGCCGCUGAAGCAGAUGCUGCUGCCGCUACUUUGGCUUCAGCCGCUGCUCAAACCAACCAGGAUACCUACAAAAAACAGAAGUACGUUCAAAUUUCCAUGGAAUCGUAUUCGCACCUUACUGGUUUGGAGAAUCAAGUGAAAACGUACGAGGAACAAGUUCAGACAUUGGAGGAUGAGAUUAAGGACUUGAAUGAAAAGCUCUCUGCUGCUAAUGCAGAGAUUACUACCAAGGAAGACUUGGUGAAACAACACACUAAAGUUGCAGAAGAAGCAGUCUCAGGUUGGGAAAAGGCUGAAGCAGAGGCCUUGGCGUUGAAAAAUCAUCUUGAGUCUGUUACCCUUUUGAAGCUCACUGCUGAAGAUAGGGCAUCGCAUUUGGAUGGUGCUCUUAAGGAGUGCAUGCGACAAAUCCGAAAUCUGAAGGAAGAACAUGAACGGAAGUUGCAAGAUUUGGCUGUUAGCAAAAACAAGCAAUGUGAAAAUAUUAAGCUUGAGCUUGAAGCGAAGAUAGCUAAUUUAGAACAAGAGCUCCUUAAGUCCCACGCUGACAAUGCUGCAAUUUCUAGGUCUUUGCAAGAACGUUCUAACAUGCUGGUCAAGAUCACUGAAGAAAAGUCACGAGCUGAGACUGAGAUUGAGCUUUUGAAGGGCAACAUAGAAUCGUGCGAAAGGGAAAUAAAUUCACUGAAGUAUGAGCUUCAUGUAGCUUCCAAAGAGCUAGAAAUUCGUAACGAGGAAAGGAAUAUGAGCAUGAGAACUGCAGAAGCAGCUAACAAACAGCAUAUGGAGGGUGUCAAAAAGAUAGCAAAGUUAGAAGCAGAGUGCCAGAGACUCCGUGGUCUUGUGCGGAAAAAGUUGCCCGGGCCUGCUGCACUUGCCCAAAUGAAGCUAGAGGUUGAGAGUUUAGGUCGAGACUAUGGUGAUACUCGAAUAAAGAGGUCUCUCGCCCGGUCUUCUAGUCCCCACGUGCCCACUGUGACUGAUUUCUCCCUUGACAAUGCACAGAAAUUGCAAAAAGAGAAUGAGUUUCUCACGGAACGAUUAUUAGCAAUGGAAGAAGAAACAAAGAUGCUGAAAGAAGCUUUGGCAAAGCGUAACAGUGAACUACUGGCUUCUAGGAAUCUUUGUACUCAGAAAUCUAGCAAGCUUCAAACUUUAGAAACGCAACUCACUAUCAGCAACCAACAAAGCAGCCCCUCAAAAGCUAUUCAGAUUCCUGAAGUAUACUCAAGUCAAAAUGCUGGCAAUUCACCAAGUGUGACUUCUGUGUCUGAAGAUGGAAAUGAUGAUAAAAAAAGUUGUGCUGACUCAUGGGCAACAGAUGCGAUCUCUGAGCUCUCUCCAUUCAAGAAGGAAAAGAGCAUUGAAAAGUUGAAUAGAACUGAAAAUGCAAAGCACCUGGAUCUUAUGGACGAUUUUCUUGAGAUGGAGAAGUUGGCGUGUUCUCCAAAUGAUUCAACUGCAAAUGGUGCAAUCAACAUUUCAGAUUGUACCAACAAUAAGACAUCGGAAACUUUUAACGGUGAUGCAUCGGGAGAGAUUUCUUGCAAGGAACUCCAGUCUGAAAAGCAGCAUGAUCUAUCACCAUCAACAAAUCAAGGGUCUAUGAAUAUGGAUUUUUCAGAAGUCUAUACUGAAUCUGACGCAGACAAAUUGCUUGUUACGAAGCUUCGAACAAAGCUCUCUAUGGUGCUUGAAUUAAUGUCCAAGGAUGCUGAUGUGCAGAAAAUUCUUGGGGACAUCAAAUGUGCCGUUCAGGAUGCACAUGAUACCCUGAGCCAGCACUCUGUCAGUGGUGUCUCCAAGGAGGUGCAUGACUCUAAUGGCACAUGCAAUGGACAGGACUCUCAUGCAAAUGGUCGCUUAACUGUGGAGAACAUUGAUGUGCCCCAAGGUGAUAAGGUGGCUUCAGAAACUGCGCAAACUAUAAGUCGAGAAUUAGUUGCUGCAAUUUUUCAGAUUCACGACUUUGUACUGUCCCUGGGAAAAGAAGCAAGAGCAGUUGACUUCUCUUCUGAUGGCAACGGAUUAAGCCACAAAAUUGAUGAGUUCUCUGUCACCUACAAUAAGGUAUUAUGCAGCAAUGUGAGUUUGGGUGAUUUCAUUUUUGAUCUUUCUACUGUUUUAGCCAUAGCCAGUGAAAGAAGAUUCAAUGUGCUUGGCUACAACAGUAGUGUUGCUGAAAUCAAUAGUUCUGAAUGCAUAGAUAAGGUUGUUUUACCAGAGAAUAAGGUAAAUCAAAAUGAUUCAUCAGAAGGGAGAUAUCAAAAUGGCUGUGCCCACAUUUCAAAUCCAACUUCCAAUCCUGAGGAUGCUGAUGAUGGAAACAUGGUCUCGGAAUAUGAAUCAAAACAAGUGAGCAACAUCUCUUUGGAAGAGUUCGAGGAAUUGAAGUUGGAGAAAGAAAACUUGGCAAUGGAUCUUUCUCGAUGUACUGAAAAUCUGGAGAUGACCAAGUCCCAAUUACAUGAAACUGAGGAGCUUCUAGCAGAAGCAAAAUCUCAGUUGGCAUCUGCUCAAAAAUCAAACAGCUUGGCUGAGACACAGCUGAAGUGCAUGGUAGAAUCAUACAGGUCACUUGAAACACGGGCAGAGAAGUUAGAGACCGAGGUGAUCCAUCUCAGAGAAAAAAUUGAAACUCUGGAAAGUGAGCUUCAAGAUGAAAAGAAAAGUCAUUAUGAUGCUUCUGCCCGAUGCAAGGAACUAGAAGAGCAAUUGAAAAGGAACGGGAAAAUUUAUGUUUGUUCGGCAGACGAUAACAACCCCAAGAACAAGCAGUACAAAGAAUUAGCUGCUGCGGCCGAGAAGCUAGCGGAAUGUCAAGAAACUAUAUUCCUUCUUGGCAAGCAAUUGAAAGCUCUCCGACCUCAAACCAAUGAGAUUGGAUCACCCUACAAUGAGAGGAGUCAGAAGGGUGAAGGUCUCAGUGAGGAUGAACCCACUACCAGCGGCAUGAACUUGCAAGACUACCAGGCUGAGAUAGACGCUGCUGAAUCAGGCAAUGGAAUCCGAGCUGGUGCAGAAUCCCCUAUGGAGUCCUUUAACACACCUUGCAGCCCAUCUGAUACCGAAGCAAACCUUUUGAGAUCACCAGUCGGUUUGAAGCACGGGCCUAGCACUCAACCUUUGACUUCUGCCACAACAACACCGGAGAAACAUUCGAAAGGCUUUAGCCGAUUCUUUUCCUCCAAAGGAAAGAAUGGUGUUUAAGACAGCAGUUGAUGGACAUAGAAACUGGAUCAUUGGAAAUAAUUGGAAGAACCAAAGCUUAGAAUUUUGUAACUAAUGAUUGUAUAUGCUAUCCUUUGUAAUUUGGCCAAGUGAAUGUAACAUAGUUUUGGAAUGUUGAAUACAUUUUGGAUAUGUGGCAGUUCUGUUCGUUUGAAGC
Hibiscus syriacus is the source of this 3741-nucleotide messenger RNA. RefSeq names its product filament-like plant protein 4. The transcript has 6 exons. Lineage: Eukaryota; Viridiplantae; Streptophyta; Magnoliopsida; Malvales; Malvaceae. The record is from RefSeq and is a predicted model, not a curated record. Bases 288 to 3563 code for a protein of 1091 amino acids.